Molecule: messenger RNA, 298 nt
Organism: Lepus europaeus (European hare)
Lineage: Eukaryota; Metazoa; Chordata; Mammalia; Lagomorpha; Leporidae
Gene: TMEM273
Product: transmembrane protein 273
Exons: 5
Coding region: 2-298 (98 amino acids)
Source: RefSeq, a predicted model, not a curated record
CAUGGGCUUAGGCAGUCCUGUGCGGAGGGCCCUCCUCUUCCUCCUGGAUGUCGGAAGCGCUCAAGUGCUGGAGACAGGCAAGGCUGCUGGAACUGACAUUGACUUCAAGUACGCCAUCAUCGGGGCGGCCGUGGGCGUGGCCAUCUCCGCCGGCUUCCUGGCCCUGAAGAUCUGCGUGAUCAGGAAGCACUUGCUGGAUAACGAGUCUUCAGACCUGAGAAGCACUGCUGUGGGCCUCAGCGACAGCACGGCACGGAAGAAGAGGAUGCCAAGAGACGCACAGGUGAUUGAGCUGUGA